ACGAAGCAUCAUCCUCAGCGAAGCAUCUUCCUCGGUCAAUUAUCGGUCAACGGUUGCGCUUUGGCUACCCUGCACUCCCAGACGUCUCGCGAGUUCGGUGGCCUUCACGGUGGCCGCGAUUCCGGUAGGGCAUUCUGAACCGCGGCCGUUCUCCCGUUACCAGAAUCGCCCAUGUGUCGUGUUUGUGGCGCACCGUUCCAUCUAUCGCGAUACCACGCUGUUUGUCUUACUGUUGAUUUUCAUCAUUAUCGGAACCACCACCGCCACCUUCUGCCCCAAAAGUAGCUCCGUGCCGUUCAUUGGUCGCAUGUGCUGAUCACGCGGGGUGACGCUGAAUUCCGAUUCCUCGCGACCGCGACCGCACACGGUGCUUUGCUCAUUCUAGUAGAGAACGUUGGUGAGAUUCGUCAAUAAUUCGAUUGGUUGUUUAAAGUUCAGCUCACCUAGAGAGUUCAAGUGAUUGUUGCGGUAUCCUCCUCCGGUAUAAACCUCCGGCAGCGAUGUUACGCUUCAGCGGAUCGAAUUGGUUCAACAAACCACAGUCUCGGCGCAAGAGUGGCAAGAAGGGAAAGGUCACGUUCUCCGAUCAGCAGGAUUCCGAGGGCAGCAGCAGCACCGGCAGCACCGUGACACCCGUGCCCUCCCCGAACCCAUCGACGCAACGAUUGCGUUAUCUGGACCACAUCUUUGGCAGCUCAAAAUCAGCACCCUCGGGCGAUCGCACUUCUGCAGCACCCUCGCCCUCGCCGAGCCGAUCGAGCGUGAACCAGUUCGAUCGCAGUAGCAGCUUCCGGCACAGCAGCGGUCACGCGGCGUCGUCAGGUCCGUACAACCGUCGGCCACCCGUGCAACGAAAAGUAGGCCAAAGAAUGGCGGACUGCGAGAAGGAGGAAGCAUCCAACUUGCAGGUGGAAUUCGAGUGGGUACUGCACGAGGAGGUACAUUCAGUGCUGAAGCAACUGCACGCCAUCCUGGUGGAGUGUGCCCACCGAUUUCCGGUUCCGCUGUACGGCAAUGAGGGCAAGAAACAGGAUAAAUUCGUGCUGACAGCCGCUCCGGAACAACUGAAAUGUGUCGUUACCCUGACCGGAGACAGCAUUACACAUGCGGAUAUCAAUUUCAAGGUGCAACGCCAGCAGCAGCAAAUCCAACGGACCUCCAUCACACAGGACUAUCCGUGGAAGAUACAGCAGGUGCAGGAUGCGGCCAACCAUCUACAGCAAGCGAUCAACCACAUCGACAAUGUGGACAGUGCGUAUCACUUCAAAACGUCCGACGAGGUACUGCACAUCCUGGGUAACAUACUUGGGGCUCUGCAGCGGGGUCGUACCUCUCUCGUGGUGCCACGCAAGAAACCGAUCGACGAGCUGAUGAAGAGCCGCAACAUGAAGGCCCUCUCGCCGAACCUGCCGGAAGAUUUGGCGAUCAGCUUCUACAUCCAGAGCCACAAGUUGAUCUUUGUGGCGUACCAGCUGACGAAUUUCCAGGGCACGAUGAAAUUCGAUUCAUGUCAGGCCGAGUGCUCAGUGCCGUGGUUAAACGAGGUGCUCGUGCUGUUCACUGUCGCCUUGCAGCUGUGCCAGCAGCUGAAAGAUAAGAUAUCAGUAUUCUCGCAGUAUAAGGACUUCACCGUCGGUUCUCGGUCACCAUCGGCUCUUUCCUACUGAUGCCAUGCUGGUACAUCAUGCGUUUCCUGCCCAUCGUAGGAUAUGUCUGCACUGUUCCGGUCUAGCCGUCCAUCGUAAUGGUGCCGUGGUGCCCUAAACACAAUGUCAUGUUUGUGAGUGUGGUGGCAUCAGAAGCGAGAUGCUCGGUCGCUAUGUUUGUGUUGAAUACGUAAAAUACUUCUUCUUCUCAAACAAGCGGCUUCGAGAUGCGGCUGGUCAUUUGUUAAUGCAUAUAUACAUAUACACACAGCUACUCGAUAUUUGUUAUAUCCUCAAGACAUCCGUUGUUAUUUGCAUUAGGAUAAGGGAACCACGUUAGAGAUGUACACACCCCCCCGCCUCCCCAUGGCGCUAUAAGUAGCAUUGCAUGUUGCUGUGUGUAUCAGUGCCAUCGAUUGGGAUAUGAGCGGCUAAGGCGGAGGCGCAUGUUCGCGGGCAUGAGCAAGAGAUACGGCCACUGUACUCGUCGAGUGACAAUUAAAAAUAUUAGAGCAUUAGGGACAUGUGAUGUACGAUGAAAUGGUUUCGUUUCGCGUUUCUAAUGACGAUAGCACGGAGCAUUGUUCCGUCUCUUCUCAAUUGUUCUCUACGAUCGGACUAUGUGUACUUAGUAAACGCGUUGGUAUGAAAAUUACUUCUACAAUUAUGAUGCAACAUUACAUAGCGAAUGUAGUAAGCCAAACGGAAGCAGAAGAAAGCUAUUGAUCGUACAAAUCCGCUAUUCGGAUUGAUGAUGCAGCUUGCAACUGGAACCCCCAUAUAGCGAGAACGGCUUUGGCCUACUGUGUGCUGCCGAUGCAUUCACAACAGGAACAACAAAAAAACAAAAAAUUAACACUUACUAUGUGAUAAAGUGUAGAAAAGAAAAGCAGCGGUUAAUGUGUGAAACAAAACCUAACGUUCGGCGCCGAUUGACUGAUGCUGUGUUGUCGUUGGAUUAGCUUGAAUCUCAGCUAACCGUAACAGUAGCGAGUAACCCUAGGAAAACAAUGUUUCGUGUUUGAAAGGCCUUUUUGGGGAAAGCAAUCAUAAACAUAAUAAGAACAAACAAAAAAAAAAAACCAAAAUUCAAACCAAACCAUCGUACUUGUGACAAAAUUAAACGCUUUUCUACAUGCGCGAAACCG
This is a messenger RNA of Anopheles darlingi, 2794 nucleotides long. RefSeq names its product protein rogdi (gene rogdi). The transcript has 5 exons. Gene Ontology annotation, cellular component: RAVE complex. Bases 501 to 1667 code for a protein of 388 amino acids. Lineage: Eukaryota; Metazoa; Arthropoda; Insecta; Diptera; Culicidae. The record is from RefSeq and is a predicted model, not a curated record.